AUGAGAGUCCUCCUACUGCUAGUAUUUUUAUCUGACUACACUGUCGACGGUCUCUAUCAAAAAUCGCUCAACUGGAAUAACCAUCCAAAUGGAGAAUAUAAAGAUUCAACAGCCAAAUCAGAUUUUGGCAAUAUUCGAGGUUGGAAAAAUAAUCGCGCCUAUAUUUCAGGUGGCUCGCCAAGAAUCACAUUAGAAAAGAAUGCUCUGAGCGGUGCUUGCGGGAUGAUAGCCAACAUGGACUUGCCAUCAGGAACAGCUUACGAGCUUGAUUUCGAUCUCAAAUUUCAUUCUCAAUUUGACUGGAGCAGAGGAGGAAAAGUUGGCUUUGGAUUCGGUCUUGGAAACGGUAAUACAGGUUGUAAUCCAGCUACCGAUGGUAAUGGUGGCAGUCUACGUAUAAUGUGGUACAAUGACAAUUCAAAUCGAGUCUAUUUAAAACCAUAUGUCUACUAUAAAGAUAUGCCUACUAAUUGUGGAGACGAUUUUGGUGUAUCUUAUCCAUCAAGUGGCAGUUUGAGAAAAGGAGCAUGGUACAAGAUUCACUUGUAUGUAAAAAGUAACACGGGAUCUGACAAAAACGGUCAUGUUCAAGUAAAAAUUAAUGGUGCUGCUGUUCUCGACAGAGCAAUCCGCUGGACAACUAACGACAGUAAACGACAAAUCAAUCGUUUGAUGUUUCAUUCAUUUCGUGGGGGCAGUCAAACUUACUGGCAAUCAACAACCGAUGGUUAUAUCUAUUAUGAUAAUUUGCAAAUUAAACAGAUUGCAUAG
Messenger RNA from Didymodactylos carnosus, 771 nucleotides. The record is from the annotation of a GenBank genome assembly. Lineage: Eukaryota; Metazoa; Rotifera; Eurotatoria; Philodinida; Philodinidae.